This is a messenger RNA of Anthostomella pinea, 963 nucleotides long. The record is from the annotation of a GenBank genome assembly. Lineage: Eukaryota; Fungi; Ascomycota; Sordariomycetes; Xylariales; Xylariaceae.
AUGGUCAAAGUAGCUAUUGCCGGCGGUUCCGGACAGGUCGCGAGAGAAGUCAUCGACGCCCUAGUAGCGGCCAACAAACAUGAGAUCACCAUCCUGAGCAGGAAGGCCCAACCCAUUAGCAAUACCACCGCACCCGGAAUCAAGUGGCAAGUCGUAGACUACAACGACAAGCCAGCCCUGACCGAAGCCCUUCGUGGCACACACACACUCCUGUCGUUCGUCCAGCUGCUCUCGGACCCGGGCGAGAAGUCGCAGCGGAACCUGAUCGACGCCGCCAUCGGCGCGGGCGUGAAACGCUUCGCGCCGAGCGAGUAUGGAAGCAAGAGUACGAUUGACAUGCCCUGGACGUACGGAAAAGGAAGAAUCGUGGAAUACCUGAAGGAAGUCAACGCCAAGUCCAACGUCCUAGAAUACACCCUCUUCCAACCCGGUCUCUUCCUCGACUAUCUAGCCUUCCCACACCAAACAUCCGCGCACCUCACCCCCUUACAGACCAUCUUCGACUUCGCCAAUCGCCGCGCGCUGGUCGUCGCCAACCAUGCGGACGACGCCGUCAUGACCCUGACCUCGGUGAAGGACCUCGCGGCCAUCAUCGCGCGCGCCGUCGACUACGACUGUGGCCGGUGGCCCGCGACGGGCGGGGUCCGAGGGAAUAGACUUAAUUUUGCGCAGGUUAUUGCGAUGGGGGAGAGGGUUCGAGGACGCCCAUUCAAAAUCGAGAAGGUGAAAGUCGAAGAUCUCGAAGCCGGCGAGCUGAACACGUCGUGGGGCCUGGAAGCCGUCCACCACGCCGUGUCUGACGAGGAGGCAUCGGCUCUGCUCAAGGCGGUGUGCGUCGGCGUCCUCCUGAGCAGCACCAAGGGGGCGUGGGAUUCGUCGGACGAGAUGAAUCGGCUCUUCCCCGACUACGAGUUCGCUUCGGCUGAGAGCUUUCUCGCCAAGGUCUGGGAGGGGAAGGAGUAG